Messenger RNA from Serinus canaria (Common canary), 1491 nucleotides. RefSeq names its product claudin-15-like. Bases 200 to 1039 code for a protein of 279 amino acids. Lineage: Eukaryota; Metazoa; Chordata; Aves; Passeriformes; Fringillidae. The record is from RefSeq and is a predicted model, not a curated record. Gene Ontology annotation, molecular function: structural molecule activity. The transcript is spliced from 7 exons. Gene Ontology annotation, biological process: cell adhesion; bicellular tight junction assembly. Gene Ontology annotation, cellular component: plasma membrane; bicellular tight junction.
GCCCUGGGUCCUUGAUUUUUAGAAUGGGACAAAGGUCCUGAGGAGUACAAAACUUUUGUUUGGGUGAUUGACCCAGUCCUCACAAAGUGCUGACACUACUAUCUUGCAGGAAGGUAGAGAAAACGGAUUAGAAACAUAACAUAAACGUUUCCAAUACCAGAAAUUUUGGGGAACAUCUUUGAAGAAAACUUCUGUUGCAAUGGCAUCAUCCUGUCUACAGAUCUGUGCAUUGCUGCUGGCUUUAGCAGGAUUCACUACAUCACUUGUUACUACCAUGUCCAGCACUUGGAAAGUUUUGGACUCCACAACAGAGGUGGUUGCUGCAGACUGGGUUUCUGAAGGACUUUGGAUGGACUGUGCAGCAACUGCUGUUGGAUCAGUACAGUGCAAGAAAUUUCUCUACAUGCUGAGUUCAGACCUUAUUGGAGCUACUUUGCCAAAUAAUUACUGGAAAGUCUCCAGUCUCCAUGGUUCUGUGAUCACAACAUCUACGUUGUUUGAAAACCUGUGGAAGAGCUGUGCAACAGACAGCACUGGAAUAUCCAACUGCAGGGAUUUUGACUCCAUGCUUGCACUGCCUGCUCACAUUCAGGCAUGCCGUGCCCUGAUGAUUACUUCCAUCCUUUUGGGAUUUGUAGCUGCAGUUCUCUCACUGCUUGGUAUGAAGUGCACAAACAUUGGGUUGAGUGAUGAAGAUGGAAAAAUGAAGUUUACUGUCACAGGAGGAUUUCUUUUUAUUUUAGGAGGUCUCUGCUCCAUGGUGGCUGUUUCUUGGUAUGCUGCAAUGGUUACUGCUCAGUUUUUUAACCCACUCUACGCUGGAACCAAGUAUGAACUAGGAGAAGCUCUCUACUUAGGCUGGGCUGGAUCUAUCCUUUAUAUACUUGGUGGGAUCUUACUGACCUGUUCCUGCAGAGGGAAGGAAAAACAGAAUUACAGUCCCAAGAAGUAUGCAUAUUCAGCAGCCCAGGCAGCUCCUCAGCCACACAUGUACCCCAGGAGCUCUGAGACAGUCAUAAGCAACAAGGAGUAUGUCUGAGCUUCCAUCCUGCAUCACCUGUAGUGUUAGUGGCUUAUGAACUCCAAUAAGGAAGUGAACCACUUCUUUAUUCUGGUUCCAAGUUGCAAUCCUAUGCCCUAAUUUGGAGCAGUACCAGGAGGAGGUAUGGCUUUCAAUGUAAAUAGCAAUGGUUUUCAGAUGUAAAUAGCUUUCUACAGAAGAUGCUGUGACGUGGAAUCCUGUGGCAUGAAGGUUUUCUGCAUGCUGAGAAGCCUGGUAAAAUUUAACCAGAGUGCAGUAUAUGCUGACACUCAAGAGCAUUCCUAUUUCAGCUGACUCAAACAUGUGGAACUGAUAGCUGUAUCUGACUGCAAGUUCAUAUGCCUCACAGCUAGAAAUGUCUUUUGUUUUCAUUAAUGUUUAGCUUCCUUCUUUUGUUUAGCAGCUUAAGCUUUUGACAAGAAAUAAACUUUGUUCCACAGACAAACAGA